This is a messenger RNA of Cyprinodon variegatus (sheepshead minnow), 4971 nucleotides long. Its product is annotated as transforming growth factor beta-3-like. Gene Ontology annotation, cellular component: extracellular region. Gene Ontology annotation, molecular function: cytokine activity; growth factor activity; type III transforming growth factor beta receptor binding. The coding region runs from base 1 to 1224 and encodes 407 amino acids. Gene Ontology annotation, biological process: SMAD protein signal transduction; regulation of cell population proliferation; transforming growth factor beta receptor signaling pathway. The transcript is spliced from 7 exons. Lineage: Eukaryota; Metazoa; Chordata; Actinopteri; Cyprinodontiformes; Cyprinodontidae. The record is from RefSeq and is a predicted model, not a curated record.
AUGCAUCUGGGUAAAGCUCUACUGUUCGUCCUCCUCCUUAACUGCGCCACUCUGAGCUCUCCGCUGUCCACUUGCGCCACCGUGGACAUCGACCAUGUGAAGAGGAAGAGGGUCGAAGCGAUACGGGGUCAGAUCCUGAGUAAACUUCGUCUGACGAGUCCGCCGCACUCCCUGGGACCGACCAACAUACCCUAUCAGAUCCAGGCGUUAUAUAACAGCACGAAGGAGCUUCUGGAGCAGCUGGGCAGGGAACGGAAGCAGACCUGCGGCCAGGACAACACAGAGACAGAGUACAUCGCCAAAGAGAUAUACAAAAUUAACAUGGUGUAUGGAACGCCAGACAACAAUGAUCUGCCCUACUGCUCUAAAAGCAUGACUUCUAAAUUUUUCCGCUUCGAUGUCUCUCGAAUGGAAAGGAACUCAUCCAACCUCUUCAGGGCAGAGUUUCGAGCCCUGAGGGUACCAAACCCCAGUGCCAAGAGGAACGAACAGCGGCUUGAGCUCUACCAGACCAUGAGACUAAACGAGCACAUAAGGAAGCAGCGCUUGAUUGGAGCAAAAAAUGUGCAAACCAAAGGCUCUCCUGAGUGGAUCACCUUCGAUGUGACUGAAACUGUGCGGGAAUGGCUGAUAAACAGAGGAUCUAAUCUGGGUUUGGAAAUCAGUGUGCAUUGUCCCUGCCAGGCCUACAGUUCAAACGGUGACAUCGACAAUGAAAAUGAAGUUCUGGAGGUUAAAUUUAGAGGUGUUGAUGGAGAUGAGGAGCAGAUUCGCCUUGAUCUGGAUAGCCUGAAGAAAAAUAAGGAGCAAUACCUUCCUCACCUUAUCCUCAUGAUGAUCCCACCCCACCGCCUGGAUACUCACCCCUCACGCCGACACAAGAGAGCGCUGGACACAAACUACUGCUUCUCAAACACGGAGGAGAGCUGUUGCGUUCGCAGGCUCCACAUAGAUUUUCGCCGUGAUCUGGACUGGAAGUGGAUCCAUGAGCCGAGUGGCUACGAUGCCAACUACUGCUCUGGGCCCUGCCCUUACCUGAGGAGCUCGGACACAACACAUAGCUCGCUGCUGAGCCUUUACAACACUCUGAAUCCAGAGGCCUCCGCCGCCCCCUGCUGCGUCCCUCAGGACCUGGCGCCCCUCACUAUACUCUACUAUUCUGGACGGACCCCUAAGGUGGAGCAGCUCUCCAACAUGAUUGUCAAGUCUUGCAAAUGUAGCUGAGAUGACAUGACAGACUUUGACACUAGGUAGAGGACAAAACCUUCUAGACCAAGAGCUGUGAUGAAUACUUAAAUGACCCUGUGGCCUGCGUCUUUGCUCUGUUUUAAACUGAACCGUUUUUUGUCGUUGUUGUUGUUCCUUGUUAUUUUUGCUGUUACAAAGCCACUUUUAAGAGGCAAGCUAAUUUUAAACUAUCCAAACUUAACUCCAGCUGAAUGAAAUUCAUUUUAUGGUUUAUCUUUUGACCUCCAAACAAAAUUGUCAGUAGUGCAGCUUUCUCAUUUCUGUCCUAAAUAUUAAAUCUGCUCCCCUCAAUGGAUGAAUUUCGUUCUGGCUAGUGAUUUUGUUUAAACUUUCCUUAAGUUCCCUUCCCUGUAGACAGUGGGCAUUAUCUUCAAACACAAAAGGAGAAAGGACAGACUUGUUGCUGUAUCCAAAACCAUAGCUGUGGUCUGGGGAAAGGAGAGCUGAGUGAGAAUGCCUGUUGGAUUUGCAAUGGAAAGGCAAUGAAGAAAGAAAUGGAGCCAAGCUUUUCUCUUUUGGCCAGCCAACAGCGGUGGCCCUUUUAUUUUCUGUGCAUCUAUUAGAGCGGAUGGACAGAGAAGAAGAAAAGGGAACCUGAAUUGCAGGAAAGGAUUGUGUUGGAAUCUAGCCACGAGUGUGCUGCCAUUCACUGGAUGUUUUCAUUCCUCACAGGUUCAAAUUAUUAUUUUUUUCUCCUUGAACAUCAAAGAAUUUACUGGAAUAGAGCAAGUGUUAUGCAACAAGUUUUUAUGAGAUUUCUUUUACAUUAAUAGCAGAUUUAGUCUGUUAUGUAACUUGUCAUAUAGUGAUUGUUUCACUAACAGCAGGGAAUUGACCCUUAUCGUCAUUAUCCUCAAUGAAAGCCAUUUUAUGCUGUUCUAAACCUAGGGUACUGUUACAAUGUAAUUUAAAAAUAAUGUGCAACCUUUGUAUUUGUGUUAUAUUAGCUUAACCUGUUGUUUUAGACUCAGUAUGUUUCUGUCUGAUGCUGUUUAUUAGAGGUAUACAGAAAGUGAAAUCCCUGCACUUUUGUUGCAGCAAUACAAGGAAAUGUAAGUAUGUAGCUGAGAAAGUGCAAGGUGUAGAAAUAAAAACCAAAGCCACAUAAAUAUGUUGACAUUUUUUAAUAUGGGAGGGAAUGAUUGUACGAUUGGUGGGGAUACAGUUGACUUCAUUCCAAAGUUGAUUUAGAAAGAAGGAUGCAUGCUGCCUGCUAGAACUAAAGUUAUUUGAAAUUUUCUAGAAGGAACUUAAGAUUUUUAUAUCUUCUUACAAUAAAAUCUUCUAGAUAAAUUAGAAAAAGAGCUGUUUGUCUUUGUAUCUCCAAAUACCUAGUAGAGCAGUAAGAAAGUUACCUAUCAGAAAACAGAAAACUUAAAUAAGGCAUUAUAUUGAUUAAAGAAAUAGUUUAUCUAAAUCUAUAUACAGAUUGGUGUUUAACUUAAUAAUGAAGAAGAAAAACUUUGGUAGUUUAUUAAAACCCUUUAUUGUAGCUCUAACAAGUUUUCUUUUUAUAUAAGGUCUAUUAUUCAUACCAUUGUGUGUAGUCAAGCAGUCGGAGCUCUGCAGUAAAACUGGGUUUUUUUUUUUAAACAAAUACAAAAAGAUUGAACAGAUUUCAUUUUUAUCUGUUUUAUUGUCUUAUAAAAGCCAUUUGCAGAGUUAGCAUUGAUAACUGUUAACAUUGUUGGCAGGUAUUUCAUCCAGGGCUAGUAGACCUUUAACCUUCCCUCUGUAAUUACUAAACCAAGCAGCUCUUUCCCAUAAGAAAUAAAAAGGAAUCUAAAAAGGAUUGGAUUCAGAAAGACUGCUGUAAAAUAUGUUUAGUUUUUUAAUUUCCUGCUCGAGUGUCACUUUCUUUAGAAAUGGCCUGAAUAAGCCAGACACAUUUCCAUAGAAAUAAUAAUAAAUUUUAAGGUGCUUGCUGCAGCUUUUGUGUUCUAUUUAAGUACAAAUGUAAAUUACAUUUAUUUAUAAAGCACAAAUAAAAAAGAAAAAAAACAGCAGGUUUGUCUAAAAUGCAGUAAGUUAGUGACUGAUGAGCAGAGGUGUCAAGAGUUAACAAAGUAAUAAUUCAUGUUACUUAGGUAAAACUGUUGGCUAUCUAUACUUUACUGGAGUAAUUAUUUUUUAGACAACUUUUUACAUCUAGUCCUUAUAUAUAUAUAUAUAUAUUUUUUUUUUGCAAUCUCUAUUUUCUAUUUCUUACCUUUUAAAAAUAGACUUGUUUGUUUUGUUUAUUGAAGUUCCUUUCUGUUAUGGCCUGUUGAUAUUUAAAAAAAAUAAAACCAUCCUAAUCAUUUGUUUUAUCCAGACUAUUUCUUUGUCUGGAAUUUGUUAUUUGUGACAUCCCAAAAUAAAUAGUUUUUAGGAGGAUGCAAAAUUAAAUUUGAUGCUGUUACCAUUAGUUAUAAAUCUAACAAAAUGAAAUAUAAGGAAGUUAUCAUCCAGCAAUAUUAGAAAUAUUAUUUUUCUUGCAUUACAUUUACCUGUAUACUUAAGUUGUCAUAAAAAUGGUACUUUUACACUUUUACUUGAGUAAAAGCAUACAUUGAUACUUCUACAAAAGUGUUUUGGAACAGCAGGAUUUAUACUUCUUGAGUAAUAAACAUGAAUAAUGGUGGGAUCUCUGCUGAUGAGACAAGAAAUGCCCCCUGCCAUCUGUGCUUUAUUUAAUGUGUGUACUUUUACAAAAUUGUUUUCUGAUUACUUUAUAGGUGGUUUCUGAGCUAUUGUCUUACUGCCGGCUUAAAAAAAAAAAAAACACAAAAACAUCCACAAGAAAAAUUUAUUGUUAUUUCCACCUUAGAUUUUUUGAAAGGUUAAAGCAUAUAAUUUUCAAUUUUGCCUUCAUAGAGAGGUUACAUUUGUGUUUUAGAUUUCUAAGAUCCUAUGAUAAGGACUUUCUCCAACCUUUUGGUUUUGAACUGGAUCUCUGUUCCUAAACAGAAGAGGCACAUUUCACGUCCAUGUCUAACAUUCAAUCGGCUAAGAAAACAAAUUUCUAUUUUUAUUUCUGCAGCUGGCUCUUGCUGAGUUCCCUAAUGUGUAAUUUAAAACCUCGCUGCUUAAACUUUUCUUUUUUUUUUCUUCUUUUCUACUGAUUUUUCAAAACACUCACCUGUCACAGUUCACACCAGUCACAGUACAAUGAGGGCUGUUAGCAAAACACUGCAGUCUCUGUUUGUUUCAGUACAGCAUGAGGCCUGAAUGGAAGAAAACAGCAAGCGAAGUGAAAAAAUCCUAAUCUGAUGGUGGCUACAUGUAAAUUUAGACCUUCUGAAUACCUAUACUGUUUGACGUUUUCCAUGUCAGAGUCUAUCCUUUAAGAUAAUGUGUUUGGCAGUGAUGCUGUUCGAUGAAGUCUGUUAUUAAAUAUACAACAUGUUAAACCAUGAAAGCCCUUUUUCUGCUGUGGAUUAAAAUGUUCACUAAGCGCUUUGCCUUUUCUAUUGCAGAGCUGUGAAAACACUUAACUUCAGAUGAGAAAAAGAGUAAUUCAUCCGUUGGUUCAGUCUGCCGCAUUGAAAUGCCAUUUAAGAUGCCAUUUUCUCAUAAGUAAGAAAAACAUGAUUUUUCUUGAAUCUCACCAACCUCACCUGUUUCCUGCAAGCACAUGCUUGUAUUUUUUUCUGCUUCAUGCUGGAGUAAUAAAUUCAAGAGCUCUUUUUCAGAGAUUUAUGCCUAACAGCUUUCCCAGGCGACACACUAUUACUCUUAUUU